AGUAAUAGUUAUGUCAUCUCUACUAGAAAACGUUCUUUCGGAAGACGAAGUUAAAAAUGUGCUAAAAGAUGUUGUGCAUAAUGAAUGCAUUACAGAGCCGAUCUACGCAAUCAAUAUUGGUUCCAACAAAGGCGAUGGUUACGUGAGUUUUGUAACGAGAGUGGAUGUACAUAACAAAGAAAAGGAUCUUCACCUGAUCAUAAAAUGCGCACCGAAAUCGGACAAAUUCAGAGCCUUCUUUCCGGUGCACGCAACCUUCGAGCGAGAGAUCACUUUCUACAAGAACAUCUAUCCAGUCAUGAGCGAGUUUCAAAAGGAAAAAUGCAUCAAGGAUUGUUUUGGCAGCGUCCCUAAAUUCUACAAAUCUAUCGACAAGGACAAAGAGGAACUGAUAGUUUUGGAGAACGUACGCGUUCGCGGUUUCCAACUGUGGGACAAAAGGAAGCAUUUCGAUGAUGUCCAUAUGAAGAUGCUCUUCAAGGAGUUCGCCAAGUUCCACGCAAUUUCAUUCGCUCUUCAGCGCUGCGAUCCGGAGAAAUACAACGAUUUGAGCAGAGAUUUAUUCGAUUUGUUCACUCCGGGUAUCUUCAACUUGGACUUUUUCGGGGUGUUUCAAUCGUGUUUGGAUCAAAUCGAAAAGCUAUACGAAGAUGACGAUAUGAAACGCAACAUCAACCAUUUGAAGGAAAACGUGCUGAAAUACUAUGAUUAUACUAUCAAUAAUAAGGGAACAAGAGUGGUAAUAACGCACGGCGAUUGUUGGAGCAACAAAAUGAUGUUCAAAUACUAUCCAGACAAUGCGGGAAUACCCACAGAUCUCUGCUUGCUCGAUUUCCAAAUGGUCAGGAAUGGCUCCCCAGUUUUGGAUCUCUCCAAUUUCUUCUACGCAGGAGCCUCAAAAGACCUAUUAAACAAACUCGAUGAUUACCUUAAGUUACUCUAUUCUCAAGGAUCAAGCGACUGGAAAAUGUACAGCAAGAUAGGUUACCUCAUGGCUUUGUUGAUCAAUAAAAACGUUUUGGCCGAUGACGAUGAAAUGCUCGAUUUAGUCGAUGUGAGCGCUAACAAGUCGUCGUCUUUAACGAAAACUUUCCAUCAAGAGUACAAGAACCAAAAUCUUAUAAACGAAAGACUCAAGAAUCUGACAGAUCACAUUUACGUUCAGCGGCGCACAGCUAUGUCACCUCUACCACAGAAUGUGCUUUCGGAAGAUGAAGUUAAAAGCGUGCUUACAGAUGUUGUGCAGAAGGAAUGCAUUUCAGAGCCGGUCUACGCAAUCGACGCUGGCUCGAACAAAGGUGAAGGUUACGUGAGUUUCAUAACGCGAGUGGACGUGCAUAGCAAAGAAAAAGAUCUACACCUGAUCGUAAAGUGCGCACCGAAAUCGGACGAAUUCAGGUCCAUGUUUCCGGUGCGCAAAACCUUUGAGCGAGAAAUCUAUUUCUACGAGAACAUCUAUCCAACGCUGAAAGAGUUUCAAAAGGAGAAACGCAUCAAGGAUUAUUUCGACAGCUUUCCUAAAUUCUACAAAUCCAGUCUGAAGGAGAAGGAAGAACUUAUUGUGUUGGAGAACAUCCGCCUUCACGGUUUCCAACUGUUGGAUAGAAAAAUGCAAUUCGACGAUGCGCAUUUGCAAAUGAUCUUUCAGGAAUACGCCAAAUACCAUGCAAUAUCGUUCGCUCUUCAGUACUGCGAUCCGGAGAAAUACUACGAUUUGAGCAAAGAUUUACACGAUAUGUUCACUCCGGGUAUCUUCAGCUUCGACUUUUUCGGCAUGUUUGGCUCGUGCUUGGAUCAUAUCGAUAAACUAUACGAAGACGAAGAAAUUAAACGAGACAUCAACCAUUUGAAAGAUAACGUGCUGAAAUACUUCGAACAUAUUGUCAACAAUAAGGGUAAACGAGUGGUAAUAACACACGGCGAUUGCUGGAGCAACAACAUGAUGUUCAAAUACAGCGAUCCAAACAACCCAGGACAACCUACAGAUCUUUGCUUGCUCGACUUCCAAUUGAUUAGGAAAGGAUCUCCAGUUUUGGAUCUCUCCUAUUUCUUCUACGCAGGAGGCCCCAAACAUCUGUUGGAUAAACUCGACGAUUAUCUAAAACUGUAUUAUUCAGUUCUCAAGAAUCAGCUUGAGAAUUUCGGCGUCGAUGUGAUGGAGAUCAUUACUUUCGAGGACCUGAAGAGCGACUGGAAGAUUUACAGCAAGUUUGGGUACCUUCUGGCACUGUUGAUCCAAAAAAAUGCGCUGACAGAAGGCGAUGAAAUCCUCGACUUAUCAAAAUUGAGCGCCAAUAAGACUAUGACUUUAACUGAAGCCUUCCAUCAAGAAUUCAAGAACCAAAAGUUUAUAAAUGAAAGGCUCAAGAAUUUAACAGAUCACAUGCACGAAAACGAUUUCCUCCGCAUUCACGUCAUGGGAAGCAUAGGGAACGUGCUUAGUGAAAAGGAAGUGAAGGAGCUCAUGGAAUCCGUGCUCGAGAAGGAGCAGAUCAUCGAUCCUAAAUUGAAGAUAUGCUCUGGGUCGAAUCAAGGCGAUGGUUACCUGAGCUUCCUCACUCAGGUCGAUAUCAAGGGAAGGAACAAGGAUCUUCACAUGAUGAUCAAGUGCGCACCGAAAGGCGAAGAUUUCAGGAAAACUACGCCUCUCGAUAAGCUCUUCCAAAGGGAAAUAGAUUUCUACACGCAGGUGUAUCCGGCAUUCCGCAACUUCCAGUUGACGAAGAACAUAGAGAAGCCGUUCAACAACGUCGCGAAAUGCUACAAAACUGGAAACGAGAAUCUGCACGAGUUUCUGAUUAUGGAGAACAUUCGCGAGAAAGGCUACAGGAUGUGGAACAGGAAGGUUCAAAUGGACGACAAUCAUUUAACGUUGAUCUUCAAGACGUACGCCAGGUACCACGCAGUUUCAUACAGCAUGCAACAGCAGCAACCUGAAAUCUACCAAAAGCUGAAAGAGUUGUGGAAAGACGUAUUUGCUGUCGACGAGAACAAAGAAACGCUUGAGGGAUUCGUUACAUCUGUGGAUAAGGUCAAGGAUUUAUUCGAUCCAAAGGCAGAGAAAGAGAUUUACGAUAUCAUGGACAAAUUCAGCAUAAUGGACGUGUUCGUGAUGAAUGAAAAGGAUAAGGGCAAUUUCAGUUUAAUCACGCAUGGAGAUUGCUGGUGCAAUAAUAUGAUGUUCAAAUACGAGGAUGCGCGCGAUUUGAAUCGUCCGACCAACAUAUGCCUUCUCGAUUUCCAAAUGUCCGGCAUCGGAUCCCCGGUCCUCGAUCUCUCCUACUUCUUCUACGUGAGUGCUUCCAAAGAAGCCCUCGACAAUUUGGACAACUACCUGAAGAUUUACCACGAUGAUCUCAUUAAGUGCUCCGUUGCUCUUGGAGCGGAUGCCUCCAAAUUGAUGUCAUUUGAGGAUCUGAAAGCCGACUGGAAGAAGUACUCGAGUUUCGGAUUCGGCAUGGCCAUGAUCAUCGUGAGAGCAAUGCUCAGCGAGUCAGAUGAGAUCGUGAAUCUCGAGGAAAUAUCCAAAUCAGGCAUUUCAGUUGUGGACGCCUUCAAUAGACCGUUGAAGAACGAGAAUAUCGUCAACCGCAGACUGAAGACCUUAACCGAGCACAUGUAUCAAAGGAAAUUCAUUUAAACACAUUCAAUCAAUACUAUAUUUAUAAAUAUACGCACUAUAGUGGAUUAAUUAAUCUUAUGUGAUCAAAACCAAAGUAGACUAACUCGGCAAUAUUAACAAUUCCAUAGUU
This is a messenger RNA of Nicrophorus vespilloides, 3752 nucleotides long. RefSeq lists its product as uncharacterized. The record is from RefSeq and is a predicted model, not a curated record. Bases 11 to 3640 code for a protein of 1209 amino acids. The transcript has 7 exons. Lineage: Eukaryota; Metazoa; Arthropoda; Insecta; Coleoptera; Silphidae.